This is a messenger RNA of Fusarium pseudograminearum CS3096, 2493 nucleotides long. RefSeq lists its product as uncharacterized. Bases 1 to 2493 code for a protein of 830 amino acids. The record is from RefSeq and is a predicted model, not a curated record. Lineage: Eukaryota; Fungi; Ascomycota; Sordariomycetes; Hypocreales; Nectriaceae. The transcript is spliced from 12 exons.
AUGCUCAAAGGCCCCUGGGCCGAGGGAAGGUCGUCUUCCCAGCUUCCUCGCCAGAUAAACGCAACGGACUGGGACCCGCUGGCAUUUGCCAUCGUUCUUGAUAUCAUCCACGGGCGCAGCCGUGGGCUGCCGCUGCCAAAGAAUAUGAACAUUGGACUCAUGGCCCGCAUCGCUACAAUCUUCGAUUACUACCAAUCGAGCCCAGUCGGGCACGCCCAAACGAUCACCGCAAAAAUCACCGGAACGACUAGCCCUACGACCAGCUCAGGCCCCGACGAGGCGACCCUCUACUUCUGCCCCCAGAGGACUUUGAUUUGGUUGCUGAAAAGAACCCUAUUGCAACGCAAAACUGACUCAAAUCGAAACGUACGAUCUUCCCAUCGCGGGUAUACUAGGACAAGACCGCAUACAUCAAUUUUGUCCCCCAACUAUAUACGGUAUACCUACGACGAGCAAACAAACAACCAUGAUCUCCAUCACCUACGAGGUCGACCGACAGCCCGACAGCCCGACAUUGAACUUGUUUUGAACAACCCGAAUUCCCAACAGAUUGUUCCCGCUCUCCGUCUUAGCAAUGGCGGCAAUGAUUUUAACGACAUCGAGUUUGAUAACCCACCAUGUGUAGGCCGUUAUACCGUCCCAAGACCCAUCUACAACAACACAAACAACACACCCAUCAACAGCGAACGCGAGGCCGCUCCAUGGCCAGCAUCUAUCCGUCAGAUAAACACGAGUGAAUGGGACGCCACGGCCUUGGCUAUCGUUAUGGACAUGAUACACGGACGCUAUCGUGGCCUACCAAGAAACAUGAACCUUGGGCUCGUAGCCAGGAUCUCGACUAUUAUUGACUAUUGCCAGUGCCGUGAGGCCGUGUAUGUCUAUCUCAGAGACUGGCUUAAUGAGUAUGCACGAAGGGACAAUCUGCCACCACGACUGUGCAAGAUCUCUUUGUUGUGUCUUGAGGGACUGGCGCGGAUUGAUACGGCCGAUCUCCCUCUUGGAGGCAUUCUGGACAAAAUCGACAAAAAGAGACAGAGCCUCGUAUUAUAUUAUAUCUUAUCACUGGAUCAACUGCAGGAUCAUCUGAUCAAAGAAGAUGGAUGUCCGAUGAAGCAAGACCCCGAGUGCACUGCGCUCACACUGGGAGUCUUGAUGCGCGCAAGGCGCAAGAUGACCGAUUCCACAGGACCCCUCGAGCACCCUUUCGACGGGCACAGCGUCGCUUCUGUUCUAGGCAUGAUCACAGACAUCAAAGAGCCGUCACCACCGCAUGAUGACAUAUUCAGGCAUCACAGUUCUAGAUGGAACCGAACCUCCUACCCCUGUUGCAUCGGGGGUAGGAUACACCCCAGACUGGCCUUUGUCGAAGGCCAGAUUUUGUGCUUUUGUUUUACCAAACCCCUUGGGGACGUACCCGUAGUGGAGGAUUUGGCUGCCAGGAUGAUACCUUCUGAAGUCCAAGAGACUCAAGCCAUGAAGCACAUCAAAUACGAUGUUGAUUCGGCGGCGACGCUGAGAUCGUAUUGGAGGGCCCUCUCAACGUCCAGGGGAUCGUACCAGUCAUCCCGAACAAUCACUGCGACUAUGACUAUGAUCGUCAAAACGUCCAAUCUUUCGACAACCCAUCCUUUGAGGGGAGAAGUCAUCGUCAAUGUCCGAAUGCGAGUCUCCUCCCGGCAUCUGAUACUCGCCUCCAGCACGUUCCGUGCAAUGUUGGAGGGACCUUGGAUUGAGAAUCUCUCUCACUCUCAGCCUGGCCCUGCUCAGAUCAUGACCAGUGACUGGGACCCCGUCGCUCUCGCAAUUGUGAUGGAUGCAGUCCAUGGCCGUUAUAACGACGUCCCCGAGAAUAUCAACAUUGGACUGCUGAUGCGAAUCGCUGUCAUUAUGGACUACUAUGCAUUGCAUGAGUCCCUACGACACAUUGGUAACGUUUGGAUUACCAACUUACGCGCGUCCUGCGAGAUGCCGAAGUCGUCGCUCAAGACCAGUCUGAUGUGGCUGUCCGUCGCUUGGGUCUUUCCCCAAGAGGAAAUCAUGACUUCAAUGUCAAAGAUUAUCCUCAAGUGGUUUAGAGGUCUAAACAUGACGCUGGCCCUCCCUGUGGGUGACACUAUUGACACCAUCGAGGCGAAGAGACAGGAGCUAAUUCACAAGUUCCUGGCUUGUUUGCACGAGCUCCGUGGAAACCUCGUAAGAGAAGCAAGGUGCGCUGCCAUGAACAAUCCCGACUGCCCCAAUAUGAUGCUGGGCAAGUUGGCACGAGCCGAGCAGAGGCUUGGGACCCUCAACGGGCAUCCCGUCGCUCCCUUCAAGGGGCUCAGUAUCUCGGGGCUCAUCUCGGCAGUCGUCAAGUCGUCGGGGCAAGAGAUGCCAAUGGGAUACCUGGGGUACCCCAUGAGUCCCUUCCGCACCUGUUCAUGCACCCUUAUGUCGAGGUUGGCGGAUCUCUACCAGGAUGUUGAGCAAGAGAUCCGGGCUUUCGAGUGUUAA